Messenger RNA from Balaenoptera acutorostrata (minke whale), 2682 nucleotides. It is a transcript of the gene CRACR2B, whose product is annotated as calcium release activated channel regulator 2B. The transcript has 8 exons. The record is from RefSeq and is a predicted model, not a curated record. Lineage: Eukaryota; Metazoa; Chordata; Mammalia; Artiodactyla; Balaenopteridae. Gene Ontology annotation, molecular function: calcium ion binding. Bases 1122 to 2420 code for a protein of 432 amino acids.
GGGCACACACUGGUGGGGGCAGAGUGGGCUAGGCCCCAGGGUGGGGGGGCUCAGGCAGCCCUUCCCCCCGCUCCCCGGCCCGGCCACAGCGCAGCUUCCGGCUGGGAUGGCCCCCCCGGUCCCGUGGAGCCUACCCAGGGAAGGCGACGGCAUGAGGGGGAGAUGUCUCUGCCCCUGUGUCCCCUCCUCUCGGCCUUCCUCAGACCUGCCCUCUUUGGAGGUCGCCUCCUGCAUCCCCCAGGAAUGGGUGGGGAGAGAGAAUCACAGUCCUGGAUUGGGGGGCGAGGACCCCAGGGUCCCAGGUGGGGGGCUGUCGCCACGCUGGGGGUUAGCUUUGGGAACUCGGGUCCAGGUGUCGUGGGAAUGACAGGUGGUCUGAUUAGGGGGCAGGGCGCCCCCAUGGGGAGGGAGGCCAGUCUUGUGGAGAGCAUAGUGCCAGCAGGAGGGCCUGUUAAGCUAGACUCUGGGCUUGUUCCUGACAAGAGCCACAGAAGGCAUCGUAGCCCAGGCGGGACCCUGCACCUGCACCCCUUGGAGCCUGGUACUGGUGGGCGGGGCUGCAGGCAGGGAGGGAGGAGCUCACCCGCUUGCCAGCUGGCUGGAAGCAGGGCCCAGAGGCCCAGACUCAGAGGCUAAGGACUUAGCCGGGAUUGGCUGAUACUCCCACUGGCCCAGCCCGGUCCGCCCGGUCUCCAGGCCCCGACUCCAGGACCUGUUCAGCUUCUCGGCAGCUGACCAUUCUCUCACCCAAGCCCCCACCUCCUCAUUUUCCAUCACAAGAUCUAUAGCUGCCCCCCUGCCCCCUCCCCCCAGCACAUCCUCUCCUGCACCGGCUGGCUCCCUGGGUGGCCCUGAGCCUGCAGGCUCCACCCAUGCCACCUCGCGCCAGCCCCACCACCUGCAGUUGGGCCACACCUCCCCCAGCUGCCCCUCCUCUCUGGGCCUCCACCUUCCCAUGGGGGCAGGGAGGCUCCUCUGCUCCCCACCGCUCCAGCUUAGCCCUCAGCCACCCUUGCCCCUCACCCUCUCUGCCUCCGCUUCUCCUCUCCCCUCAUUUCUCAGUUCUGCUCAGGCCCUGACUUCUCCUUGGCUUCACAGCGCCCAAGGCUGAGACUCCCGCCAUGGCCAGCCCCGGGAAGCCUGGGGCUGGGGAGGCCCAGGAGGAGGAGGGGUGGGAUGAGGGGCGCGGCCCAGGGCCACUGGCAGCGACACUGGAGCAGGCCGAGGAGCUGUUUCUGCUGUGCGACAAGGAGGCCAAGGGCUUCAUCACCCGGCACGACCUGCAGGUGAGCCCCCAGCCCCAAGAGGCCUUCCACCCCAGGGCUGACCUUGGCUACUCAGCCUUGCCAUCCUUGCCCGGCCAGGGCCUGCAGAGCGACCUGCCCCUCACGCCCGAACAGCUGGAGGCUGUGUUCGAAAGUCUGGACCAGGCACACACCGGCUUCCUCACCGCUCGGGAGUUCUGCCUUGGCCUGGGGAAGUUGGUGGGGGUGGAGCCUGCCCCGGGUGCUCUGCCCUCCCAGGCUCCAGAGGAAACCUUCGAGGCGGGCUGGUCGGAUGUGCAAGGCACCGGGGGCUCCCUGGAGGAGGAGGACGAGGAGGAGGAGGAGGAGGAGGAGAGAUUCUGCUCUGCACUGGUGCAGCUGGGGGUGGCCCAGGUCCUGAGCGAGCAGCGGGCAAUUCGGACGCUCUGGACCCAGCUGCAGCGUGAGCGACCCGAACUGCUGGGCUCCUUCGAAGACGUUCUGAUGCGGGCGUCGGCCUGCCUGGAGGAAGCGGCCCGAGAGCGGGAGGGCCUGGAGCAGGCGCUGCGGCGGCGGGAGAGCGAGCACGAGAGGGAGGUGCGAUGUCUGUACGAAGAUAUGGAGCAGCAACUUCGCGAGCAGCGCCAGCGCCUGCGGAGUCAGGACGUCCCCCGGGAGGAGAGGAGAGGCCGCCUAGAGCUGGAGCUGCAGAGUCGCGAGCAGGAGCUGGAACGCGCGGGGCUGCGGCAGCGGGAGUUGGAACAGCAGCUGCAGGCCCGGACCACUGAGCAGCUGGAGGCGCAGGCGCAGAACGCCCAGCUGUGGCUGGCCAACGAGGCGCUGCGGGCGCAACUGGAAGUGGCGCAAGAGCAGCUCCGCAGACUGGAGAGCGACUUGCUGGGCCGUCGGGAGCAAACCCAACGAGACGUGGUCGCGGUCUCGAGGAACAUGCAGAAAGAGAAGCUCAGCCUCCUGCGGCAACUGGAACUGCUCAGGGAGCUGAACACGAGGCUACGAGACGAGAAGGACGUCUGUGAGGCCAAGCGGCUGGGCAGUGGCCGCAGGAAGGCUCUGACCACGGCCCCGCUGCUGGGGCCCGCCUGCUGCUGCUGCUGUUGUAGUAGCUGGGCUCGCCCCCCCAGACGCGGCUCUGGCCACCUUCCCAGUGCCCGCUGACCAGCCCGAGUGACUCACUGGGCGUUACUUGGUUACUCGGAGAAGCUGCCCCUUGAAGGCGACUCCUCGUGGCUGGGGGCUGCCCAUCCAGGACGUGGGCUCUACCCAGUAGGCUGCCUGGCCUGCCUGACUUGCAGACGUGAAGGAACUAAUCCUGGGUGGUCAGGGUCUCACCGUGCCUCCCUGCCAGUCCUCACCCUACCCCCAUCCCAUCAAAACCAGCAGAAAACCCCCUCUUCCAAAUAAAGUCCACUGACUUCGA